Molecule: messenger RNA, 747 nt
Organism: Sparassis crispa
Lineage: Eukaryota; Fungi; Basidiomycota; Agaricomycetes; Polyporales; Sparassidaceae
Exons: 2
Coding region: 1-747 (248 amino acids)
Source: RefSeq, a predicted model, not a curated record
AUGGACUAUUCGAACCUUUUCUUCUCCGGAUUCGUGGCAGUCUCGACAAAGAGUUCGAGGAAGAAUGGGCACAGACGGGCGUCCUUAGCGGUGAUCACUCCUCCACGAAAAUGGACACGGCCAUCUAUGUCUCCCAUCAACGAAAGGUCUCCAUCGCUUCCACCAAUUCCUGCGCCAGACGACGCGCACUCCUCCCCCUCGAGCAAUACUCGGCGCCCUUCGUUCACGGGUCGACCACACGCGGGACCUUCCAGGCCACUCACCAUAGCUGCAAGACAGGGUACAGAGCCCCCCACCGAUCCCUGGGACGAGCCGAGGGCUCGCAGGCGGGCGCGCUCCCUGAGUGUAUGCUUUCCACGUGAUGUUGAUGACGCCGCUGAAACGUUACUGGGGGCAUCACCAGAACAAAUAUCUCCUCUGUCCCCUCCAACCUUCCGCCGCAAUCUCAUCGACACUUGUUCUCCUGGCCCAGAGCUCGCGUCCGAUGCGACAGCCAUAGCACCCCCCGUAGCCGACAGCCCCGUAUUCUCAGCCCACCGCACUGUGACAUCUGUUCAAACACCGCCUCACGCUACACAUCUCCCGGGUAGCGAACGUAGCCAAUCGUCAGGACACAAGACAGGUGGCUGUUCUGACAGUAGCCUUAUAGCGGCGUCACCGCUGAUGGAGAGAGGUGGGGGAUGGAAGGACGACCUUGCCACUGAUUGGCGCCAAGUAAUUGAUGACCUCUUGUGGGACGACUUGUAG